Molecule: messenger RNA, 1423 nt
Organism: Cornus florida
Lineage: Eukaryota; Viridiplantae; Streptophyta; Magnoliopsida; Cornales; Cornaceae
Product: transcription repressor OFP7-like
Exons: 1
Coding region: 182-898 (238 amino acids)
Biological process (GO): negative regulation of DNA-templated transcription
Source: RefSeq, a predicted model, not a curated record
GGAAUUAAAUCUGAUAUCAUCAUCACUCAGAUUCCUUCUUCGCCUUUCCAAAGUCUCAGCCGGCCUCUCUUUCUACCUUUCUGACUGUGUUAUAUAUACUUCUAUAUUUAUAGCUUAAAUUGGUCAUCUUUUUCCUCAGAUUAUCCACCACCACCAAUAAUUCAAUCUUCACAUCCCACAAAUGGACAAACGCUUCAAGCUUCGAUUCUCUCUCUUUUCAUUCCAAUUCUGUCGUCCCAAACACCCUUCUUCUUUCCCAAAAAGUCCAUUGCCACCAUCAACCUUACUCUUCUCUCCGCGCAACCCUAAAUCAUUCGACAUCUCUUUUCCUUCCUUCAAAUAUCCAAACCCACCACCAUCCACGCCAAAUCAACAUUCAUUCAAUCUACAAUCAUCGCCUACACCCCAUAUCGAAUCACCGGCUUCCGGUGGCUCCGACGGCCAAACAUGGCCGAGUAAGGAUGCAAGCUCCAAGAAUGAGAGUGAGACAAACCAGAAGAAGAAAGAGGAAAAUCAUGAAGAUUUAGAUUAUUCAUUGAAGAAGCCCAUUAAGCUGAGAAGUAGAAGAAAACAUAAUAAAACUAAUGUUUUACAAAAGACACGGUCAUCGGGAAGUGUGUCUCCGGCGAGUAAGCCUAUUGUGAGGCGGCAAGCACCGCUGGCGAUGGUGGAGGGGAAAGCGACGGAGAGCUUUGCGGUGGUGAAGAGGUCGGAGGACCCAUAUGAGGAUUUCAAGAGGUCGAUGUUGGAGAUGAUAUUGGAGAAACAGACGUUUGAGGCCGAUGAUUUGGAGCAGCUCUUGCUGUGUUUUCUCUCUCUAAAUUCGAGGGAAUAUCAUGGAGUUAUUGUGGAAGCCUUCUCCGAGAUUUGGGAGCUCUUGUUCCAUAAAUCUCCAUAGUUUCCACUUAUGAGUGUUCUUGUGGAUAUUUGUGGUUGAAUAAGGUGCAUGAUAGAAGAAGGUUAAUAUACCACCUUUUAAUUUCAUUCAUAUUUUGUUUCAAUUCUUGUUGUGGACCUCCAUGCUUAAUUUUUAGAGGGAUGUGUAUACUAUGUGUUGAUUUAAACAAAUAAAUAAAUAAAAUAAAACAGAGUAUUACUAUUUCUGGGCUUGUGAGAAAAGUUUAUUGGAUUGCUUUUUUUACUUUAUUAUAUGGAAAUUGGUAUCUCAAUUCCCUUAAAAAAGAAAAAGAAAAAAAAUAAAAGAAAUUGAUAAUCCAAAAUGGGUGUGUGAAUAGGGUGUUCCUGUGUUUCUGCCAAUGGUACGUCUAUGCUUAAUUUUUAGAGGGAUUGUGUAAACUCUGUGUUGAUUUAACCAAAAAAAUAAAAUAAAAAUUGUAUUACUAUUUGUGGGUAUACUCUGUGUUGAUUUAAUAAAAAAUAAAAAAUAAUUAAAUAAUUAAAAAAAAAAAAAAAAAAGAGAGAA